Paramuricea clavata is the source of this 8586-nucleotide messenger RNA. Lineage: Eukaryota; Metazoa; Cnidaria; Anthozoa; Malacalcyonacea; Plexauridae. The record is from the annotation of a GenBank genome assembly.
UUAGAGUUUAUUUUUAUAAAAGAAAUAUUGAAACAAACAUUGAUCAUGAAAGAAGAAUACGAAAAUUAAUAUUGCUUUAUAGAAAUCUUUGGAGAAAUUUUAAUUACAGUAAGUAAAUUUAUAAGACAUUUCUGACAUGAAAUCCAUAGUGUCAUUCUUGUACCUGGGCAAUAUAAAAAUACAUUGCAACACAGCUGUGUUGACAACGGAAAAUAAAAUAUAUGUGCUUGAAAGUUUAUAGAUACUGUUUGAUUGAUAACUAUUGUUAGGAAAUGUUGUAUAACUAUUGUUAAGAAAUUAAUACAGUAAAGACAUUAAUAGUGCAGAAACAGCUAUAAUAUGCAUGAUCAAAAUUCAAAAUAUGAAUAUUGGUUCAAAUACUUCUUUUGUUGUCACAUCAACAAAAGAAAUAUGCCGUGGUUUAUAUUCAUCUGACACCGGAUUUCAAUGUGCUACCAUUAUUGAUCUGACACAGUAUUACCCAUGCAUACUUCAUGCAACAUUCACAUUUUUUACACAAAUAGUGAUUAUUUCGAAUCAAUGUCAGCAGCUUCAACUGGACUUUAGGGCUAUUUUUCUCUAGUACAAUUAACUUUUAAGCAGUGGUGCCUAAAUUACUUUGAAUUUGUACUCGAGUAAAAGUAGAAGUAAUUAACAAGAAAACGACUUGAGUAAGAGUAAAAAGUACUGGAGGCAAAACGUACUUAAGUAAAAAGUACUAAGUAUCCUUAAAAAAUACUUGAAGUAAAAAGUAAAAGUAUACUAUUGUCUGUAGCGUGUAGGGGAGGGAGACUUUUCCAAUGGAUUGACAUACAAAAUACUCAAAACAGCACAUGCACGCAUUAUAUGUGUGCACCUAAUAUACAGUAUUUCACGGCAUGGUCUACUUUCCAGACCCCGUUGAAGACAUGAGAAAUCCAUUAAAUAAAUAAUGCUAUAUAAGUAAGCCACAAACGCGAGAUCCCAGACGCAUGUAGAGGUCCUAUUACUUAUCCCGAAAUUAAAAUAUAUCGGGAAUAAAUCACGUAAAAUUAAACAAAAGUCAGAUAGUAAUGAAAUAUUUUGCCACAAAAUGAAAAUAACGAAGUAAAACGUUACUUCUUAAAACGACUUCGUUCCAAGUAAAAGUACUCCAGUAAAAGUUUAAUUUGUUACAUGCUGACUUCUCAAAAAUAGUAGUAUAUUUAUUCUGGCUACGUUUUAUACUGUAAUUUCCAUCCGUCACAACCACCUGACCUCAUUUUUGGCUUGAAUCCUGGCUUGAUAAAUGCCUGUACUGUAGGUACCUUCAUCAAGAUUUUACAAAAUUGUACAAGACAGAUUCUCUGUAGUCAUUAUUCAUGAAUAGCCUGAAAACUGCCUUGUAUAAACCUCCAGCUAGGCUUAAAAAAUAAAUCAGAAAUGCCGUACGAGGUUGUACAACUCUGUACUAAGUUGGCAUACGUUUGGUUUAAUCGAUGUUGACGUACGAUUUUGUAUCACUGUAGUGUAGUUUUCGUAUAGAAUUCCUGUAUAGAAAUGUGUUUGAAAUGCUGGAUUUGAACGACGUAACAAAGAUAGCGGUCCGGUCAGACCUGGAAAAAAGUGGGAUCUCGGGAUCCUGGAUCCUGAGGAACAAUUACCUUACCAACAAGAUUGAGGAACGUUUUGAAUUUUUCACAUGUACUUUAUUAUGGGAGAAUUUAUAGAAUCAUAUUUAGUUAUCUGCCAUUUGAGUCGAUUUUGAGAUUGCGAAGUGUUCUUCAUAUCCUGUUAAUAGAAUUUGAAGAUUGUUUUGUUUCCUCAGCAAUUUUACAACCAAUAUAAUUGAGGAACAUUGAAAAAGGUAAAUUCAGGAUCCGAGGAACAUUGAACACUUUUUCCAGGUCUGGGUCCGGUAUUUGAGCAGUGAACUUGAUGUUUCUAGAUCAAUGUUUCAUGCUUGAUUGUUAUAAAUAUAUGGAUAUUUCAGGAUCAGGGUUAGAGGCGAAGGUUUGUUCAUUGUCUGAAGGAUUUUAAGGCAAACAGAAAGGGGUAACGGUUCAGCUCUGCUGUAGGAAGUGUAUGUGAUCGUACUUCUCUGAAAUUCUUGGCGUACGCCAAUUGCUAAUGUCAGCGUACAGUCGUAUGCCUAUUUUUAAGCCCUGACCUUCCAUCUAAUUUUAAUGUUAUUCCUCUAUCAGCCAUAAAUCAUAAAAAAAAAUUCAGAAAAAUUGACAAAAGACAGUGUUUGAUUGUGAAAUUAGACAAUAAAGGAGCGAAAGAUAAAACGUCAUGGUUGCCAUGGCAAUGCUAACACUGUUCCUAUAUGUUUGUAUAUCGACAGCACAAGACUUCUGAAGAGAAGGUCAUGAAGAGAAGGUUACCUAAAACACUUAAUAUUUAGAGAACUGUAGGGAGCCAUCUUAACCUAUCAACUACCAAGGAUUGAUGAAUAAAAUCAACUGAAAUUUAUUCGCCAUUGUAUCAUUUCAGCAGGUUUAAGGGGGAAGACACCUUUGUCGGGUGAUUAGUGUCUAAAUAUUGGGAUCUUGUGUUGGACAAAUAACCACUGUGUUAUUGAAUAUCAUGCGAAGGGUUUUUACAUUUAUCAGUUAGACCUAUAACGACGAGCAGUUCCCCAGUAUAGGCUCUCUGUUAGGAAUUCCUGAAAACAGGUUCACCUCAAGUUUGAAACCUCCUUCAAGUUGGCACACUUGCAUGCAUGUGUAUCCCCUUUUAAUUACAUUUUCUGAUUUAGAGCUGCUGAUGUGAGCACACAAAAACUCAAUUACAAAAUGAACUGUAACAUAUAUCUUCAAUAACCUACUGAUACUAUGAAUUUGAUGCAAACCACAUUUCUUCCACUGAAGUGUACUGUUCUGUCCAACUUUUUGCUAUCUUGCACACGAUAGCAGAAUAACGCAAAUUUCUAACUUAAUUAGCACUCUAGUAUUUUACUCUGUCUAGUUACGUCAAAGGUGGCUCGAUAUAGUUAUCACAAGAACCGUGCUCAAGAAUCGCGAAUUCAAAACCGGGUGGCCAUUUUUACGCACAGGUCGCGGAAGCUGAUUAACAUAUUAUUAGCACUGAUGAAGAUCCGGGCUUACGGAUCGAAAGCUUUGCAGUAAUAAAUUUACGUGGUGUUUCCACAAACAAAACUAUUAAAAUGAAAAGAACUUCCAAAAUGACUUGACGUGAGCAGUUGCUCGCGCCAUAUCACGCCAUUGUGCGUGUUCUAUAGUGUUUUAUGUCAAUUGCUCACGUCAUUAGAAUUUUCCAUUUUAGAAAAACAAUGCGCUAUAUCUCUUUAUUUUGUUUGGUCACCUAUGUUCAAAUUUUGCAUGCUGUAUUGCACCGCUAAAAACUUUUAUUAUACAAAAAAUAAAAAAAUUCUGUAAUGCCAAAAAAAUUUUACCGAAGAAUAUGACAUUUUCGCAUUUUCCAAAAAAAUGGUAUUACAGAAUUGUUUUAUAUUUUGCUAAAUGUUAGCUUUUCGUCCAAGUAAAAUAAUGCACGAAAAAAAAUUGGGGGUCACCAUGCUUCUUUUCCAACUAUACGGGGCGAUAGACCAUUUUGGGGUGAAUUUCGUACACGUAUGUCGUCAUAGCAACGAACUAUCUGUUACUAAAACUAAUUUAUUAUAUAAACAUAAGUGUUAUAUAGAGUUUUUGGCCACUGAGAAAAAUCGUAUUUAAACACACGUAAAAAAUACGAUAUUUUUAUGUAUGAAAAUAUCAUUUGUUGUAAAACGCAUUGCCACGGACGUUUUAUUGGUUUUCACUGAAUUUUGUUUAUAUAAUAAACAGAAAAAUACAUGGGUGCUUGGAAAUAUCAGAUUUAUUUCUCGUGUUGAACAUGAUAUCUCACUCGUUCGCUGCGCUCACUCGUGAGAUAUCAUGUUCAACAUUCGAAAUAAAUGUGGUAUUUCCGCGCACCCAUGUAUUAUUCUCUAUAUAAUUUGAAAGUAGAGAAAUCAAAAUAUAUAAAAACCCCAAUAUCUGCUGAAUGAAUCCUAAAAAUGCGUAGUUUGAACAUGUCAAAGUGUUGAACACCUGAAUUUUUGAAAACUGUAUCGAGCCACCUUAACUCCCAACAAUUUAUCCGUAAUUUAGAAGUAAGGGUAUAUACAUCAUGACUUGGUGCUGAAAGACUAUGCAGAUAUAGAAUUCAACACAUCUUUGUCUAAUUCCCCUGCCCCUUGUUACAUACAGUAUUUUGUGUGAAACAAAGCAUUCAUAAUUUUAAAGUAAAUUAUGUGUCUGCCAGUUUAGCUUCAGCUUGUAACCGCCUGUAACUUUGUCAUUAGUUUAUUUCAUCUAUUAAAUUAUCAAUUUGUCAAUUUUCUUAAUUAUUACUUCAAAAUGUUGUUUAAUUUAAAACAGUUGUUGUUUACGUCCAAAUAUUUGGUUGCAUGAUGGGUGUUUCGAAAACGAAGACCAAAGAUGGGUCCAUUUUUUUCAUAAUUUCGAAGACAAAGACCCGUUUAAAUAUUAUCUUGGUGAUUCGCAAUAAAGGGCAUGAUUGGGCAUAAAAGAAAAAGCAUUGUCACAAACCUCCAGAUUUUUGCUCUUAUUUAAUAAUUGGUGUUGGAAUAAUAUGAGUGUACAUAAUCAACCAUGCAAGACCUUUUUCAGUGCACAGAUGGUAUAUAACUUCACAUUAGUUUAUUGUAAAAAAAAUUAAUAUAUAAGGAACAUGUAAAUCAGUAAACAAUUAACAUUAAAAUUAACCCUAAAAUUUGAAACGCCAACAUGAACAGUUACAGAACUGUUAUGUAACAGAACUGUUACGAAGUGAUGUGACAAAAACAUUUUCGUUUGAAAACCUUUUUCAUCAGAUCACUGUCUAUAUACAUGUACCAAACUUUCACGUGCUGGACAUGACUUUUUCCAAUCAGCAGUGUCCAUUGCAGUGCCACUCAUUCUUGUCGAGAAAAUUGUGAGACCAGCUGCGCAAUAUGAAAUGUGUGAAGUUAGCUUUUCAGUUCAGGGAUUACGAUAUUUAAUAUCGCUUGUGAAGUAAGGUCUAAGGAUAUCGUGCCUUUAUAUACGAUCAAAUCGGCGUGAUAAUAUCUCGUUAUUACUUCCUUUCACGCACUUAUUUUGAUAUGGGUUUUUGUUUUCGUAAUUCGAAAUGAAAUAUGGGGUCUUUGUUUUCGUAAUUAGUCGAAAAAGACCCAUCUUAAGUCUUCGUUUUCGUAACACGAUGAUGGUGUAGUUUUUGUGUAAUAUAAAUCAGUUUAGGCAAAAUGUUACUAACGUUCCAUUUCUUCAUUUAUGCCAUACAUGUGUUUAUUAUAUUUUUGAAUAUUGUUGAUAGCAAUCUCCCUUGUACAUGCACCCACGAUUAGUUUGUCUAUGCAAAAGGUGGCAAGUUACCACAAAACCUAGAGUGUAUUCAGAGUAAAAUUGAGAACUUCAGUAACAUGACAUAAAAGCAUGAAAGAAAUGAAUGCAUGGGAAUGAAAAAUAUUAGAAAAGUGAAAAGUACAGAGAGCAGAGGAGUCGAUUUUGUGUAGAAAAACAAGAAAAAGUCUUACCAAGCAUUAAAAAUGCGCGCAUUAAAAACGUAUUAUAUUUUCAUAGUGGGAUUGUAAAGCAAGACAGCAGAGUAUAUUAAUAUCGAUUACAAUCUAUAUUUUGGUAAUUCGUUUGGUUUAUUUCGUUAAAUUUGGUGAAUAUAAUACAUUUUUAAUGCACACAUUGGACUUUUAUGGGAUUUUACAAUGAAAUAUUAUAAUUAGAGAGGUAAGACGUUUCUAGACAAAAUCGGCUCUUCUGCUCCCUGUGCAUGAAGUCCAUGUUCACCUGUGGACUUACUCAUGCUAAUACUUUUCAAUAUUGUGUUGCAAGUUGUAUUAGCCUCGUGUAACAUAACCUUAGCUACCUACAACAUAUAUAUUAUCCUGGUCGUGUUAACAUUAUAUUAACCUUUAUUUAUAUAGAGCUCUGUAAUGUACAAUCAUGCCACGAACAACCAAAGAAAAAUUGUCUAUAUUUUACUGGUAUCACAGCUUGAUUAAAUGGAUUCUUCACUUUAUUACGGGACGAUGUGAAUUGGAAAGAUUAUGUUACAAUAUUAAAUGUCGUGUUACCUGCAAUCUUCGAAUUGGUAAGUAGUACGUACAGUAUCAAUGAAAUGCAAUAUAUCUUGGUAUUGUGCAUCCUCGAUCUGAUUUCCAAGAUUAUUAGACUACAUACAGUAUUACAGUAGUCGCAAAUGAUAAUCUUUGCAGACUAUAAUAAGACCAGCAGCAAUUUAUACUUGGUUUUAAUUUUUUUUCAUUCGAGUGACGAGUCGAGUCAUUUCAGUGAUUGUUCCACUCGAGUCCAGUCAAUGGACCUUAGAAGUGCUUACGUCACGUAAUUUUCAAACAAUGAAUCAUUGACCCAAAAGUAUCCAACAAUGCAAUGUGCAUUCCAGAAGUCAUCUGUAUUCUGUAUCAAAAAUUGCGUGACGUAAGCACUUCUAAGGUACUGUAUAUAGCUGAACUUGAGUUGUGUCAGCGAAUGGAUUGGUACCCUGACUUGCAAUCUGUGAAUCUGCGAAUAGACAAUCAAGCUCACGAAUUUUUCCUGAACUUAUAUGCGAUCUUGUGCAAGCAUUUAUAGUUGUUACUAUAUGGUGACAUCACCGGUUUUCCCCGCAGUGAAAAUAGUUACGUGUAUCAACCAAUCCAAAAUCAUCUGUACAGUAAAAAUUCCACUGAUAUCGAAGGAACUAGACUCAGUUCCGAAAUAUCGCAUACUCGAACCGACCUGACCGCGUAGCUCAGUUGGCAGAGCGUUGGGCUAGUAUUCCAAAGGUCGUAGGUUCGAUUCCCACCGUGGCCAGGCGUAUUUUUCAAGCCUGCCCGGUGUGGAUAUACACUCAGAGUAGCAUCACAAGCAUCUUAUUCACCUGAGUACAUUACACCAACACAGCAAAUAUCAGUAAAACUUGUUAUAGGCUCAUCUCAGUUCUAAAAUACUGUAUGAAACUGUACAUUCUUCUUUUUCUAGAAAAUUCCCUCAGAAAUUCAAACUCAAAGGUCUGUAUAUUAAAAUGAAAUGUGUUGUCACGUUAUAUUAAAACCUCGGUGCGCUUGGAAAUAUGUAGAAUCUGAAUGCACUGAAAACGUCCAAUUUCGCAUACCGUUAGAAGGUGCUAUUCAUACUGGCCGCGCCUGCGAGGGCAGAUUGACGAAUUUCAGGUUUCGCAUAUUGCAAUGAAUCAUGUACCUGUAACAGGGCCGCCUAUAGGGGGCACUUUGCCCCGGGUCCCCAGCUGAAAAGCCCCCCCCCCCCGCCCCAAGCAACGGUGGUUGUUAAAAUUUAACUGAGAAAAUGAAUCCUAUACGACCUAUAGCUGCGUUAGUGUCGGAUAAUAGUUGAGCUGAAAGAAGCAGCACUUUUGUCAACAUGGACAUCACGCGAAAAUUGGUAUAACUAACUUUGACGGCAUUUUACAUCAUAGCGUUCGUGUAAGGAAGAAAAAACUUAUGUUUUGUCAUAUGUGUUGAAGAUUAGGUACCAUAAACUGAUACAAACACAAUUUUUAAUCCAGUCCCCCUCGGCAAUCUGACGUACGUGUUCACAAAAACGUCGCUUGCUUAGGUGAACACACCGCUUGUCCCGUUUUAUAAUUAUGACGCCAUAGGGGCCGCCUGGGAACGUUUGGGCCCAGGCCCCGCGCAUCCUUUCGGCGGCCCUGCAUGCACAUUGCGUGAGACCAGUACUCACAGUGGUAUUAAUUCGAAUUCUGGUGUAAAUACCUGAUGAUGAAGGAGAAAUAUUAUUUCCUUCAUUGCAAAAUAAUCUUAUUCCGUCCGCGACACGUAUUUAUCUUUCGCCUUUAGUAUAGUGAUCAUAUGGCAUAGUCAACCAGUCCUUUUAAAUAUUAUUUUGCACCAGUGUACACUGUACAUAGUGAAUAAUUUUUGACAUUCACUUAUUUUUUUAAUUUUAGCUUUUAAAUGAUAUUCUAACUACAGUUAAUGUCAAUGUGGACAGUUCCGUGCAAGAUGUGCUAAACACGAAAAAAAUUAACGCCGAGAAAAGUCUUGUGUGAGUCACUAUUGUUAUAUUCAUGAAAUCAAUAUUUGUUUUUGUGUGCAGUUACUCUUGUAGGUGAGUAAGAGGGGAGGUUGGCUAAAAUGGGGUGUACUAAUUAUCCUUACUUGCAGCUGGCAGUUGAGCUGAGGUGCUCAGCUCAACCUGAUUGAGUUGAAGCAGGGCUUGAAAUAGCGGCCUAAGGCAGGCCAUAUUUCAGAAAUAGCAGGUGAAAAAAAUUUGACUUGCCAACUCAAAAAUAAAAUGGCAAGCGAAAUUGUUCAAAAACAAAAUGGCGUCCAAUGGUUGAGGACACAAUCGAUUUUGCCAUUUUCGGUUAGCGGUUUGCCGUAACGUCAAUAUUAUGCAAAAUAUUGGAAUAAUUACAUAUUAUUUCUAUUCCUUUUAGAUUUAUUGACAAGUUUUCAAAGUCAUUGACUCAAAUUUGCGGCUAUAUUGAUCUUAUUGAUAUUGUUGAGAAGCAGAAGAAAAUUACGUUUUCGUCUGAAAACAAAGAACACGAAGACAAAUUAUUGCAGGUUUGAAUAUUACAUUUAAUAAGUUUAGGUUAGCGGAGCAACUGUUACAUAAUGAU